This is a messenger RNA of Oldenlandia corymbosa var. corymbosa, 976 nucleotides long. Lineage: Eukaryota; Viridiplantae; Streptophyta; Magnoliopsida; Gentianales; Rubiaceae. The record is from the annotation of a GenBank genome assembly.
AAAAUGCUUUUGUUGGUGUACAUUCAUGUUUUAUUGGUAAAUACUGUGCUUCUACACAGAUUAAGCUUCUUCAAGAUUGCCUUUUGUUUGCCUGAUCAGCAUUAUGAACUAUCAUGUGAUUUCAAUGUGCAUAUGUUCUUUGUUUCAGCUGCUGGAAACAUUUCAUUUUCCUAGUAUUUGAAUGUAAGGAAUGGCUGUUAGCUCUAAGUACUGGGAUGACUGUGUGGACCCUGAGGGUUUGGAGGCCAUGUGGGCUGAUCCUGAUGUCCGAGCUGAAUUGCUUAACGUUGGAGAAGCCAUAGGAUCGAAGAUUAAUCUCUCACGUGAUCCUGAUGGCUGUAGCAGGAUUAUUGUCCGAAGGCGUUUUGUUUCCCAGAUUGAUUCGGACAUGCUUUGUGCUAUUGCCACUCUGGAAAGUGAUAGGCAGCCUCUGGCUACUCAAUAUAACAAGAAAUCAAAAGAGACUAUGCUCGGGAUCAUGCAAAUCUUGCCAAAAACUGCAGAAUGGUUGGCCAGAGAUUUGGGUUACAGAAACUAUGAAUUCUCAGAAAACCCGAAACAUUUAUACAAGCCUUUUGUCAAUGUAUAUUUUGGCGCUGCAUAUCUCAAGUGGAUAUCAACUUACGACCAAAAGAAACUUCAUAUCCAUCGUAUCUGUAUGAUUUGUACUAUUUACGGUGCAACACUUGAUAGAAUUGGCACUCCUCUGCCUACGGCUUCUUCAGCUACAACUCCUGCAGCAUCAACUGCGAAAGCUCCAGUUAAUACAACUUGGGACUCUAGGACUUCUAAAGAAGAUAUGAAAGAGCUGUGGAAUAAUGCUAGUGGGGGGGUUUCAGAAAUCAUUCUUGCUAAACACUUCAACGCUAAAACCUGUGUCUUCCACUCUAGGGCUUCAUCACUUCAUCAGUUCAUCCCAGUUCACAGCCCCUCCAAUUCCCCUCCAUUGUCUGGCCACUGUGAACGUCUUUCGUGA